UUGUGACUCCCUUUGUGACUCUGGCUUUGCAGCCAGUUUAGCUUGCCCUUCCGUCCUAUUUCUCUCAGGCUCUCUUACACAUGCACUAUUUUUCUCCACUUUGGGUUUCAGCUAGUAAUUACAGUGAGGUUUUGUAAGAUCAGUAGCUACUUCUAAACAGAAGAAGAAACAUGACACAAAAAGUCAGCUUUUUGGAAAAUGCCAUUUUACCUCCACCCUUUACUUUUGUUUUUUCAUUUUAUCUAAAUGCCAACAAUGUCAAAAACUUGACAUUGUUGGCAGGGAGUCAAACUUACCACUUGAACUACAGCAACUUUUCCCUAUAUGUGAAAUAAACGUGCAUAAAAAGCACAAAAACAGAAUAAAGUAACAGAAUUAUCUUUAAAACUUUAAGAAACAGAUAAUAACACUUCAGUUAUUCAGGAUAUUACCUGUAUUUUUAUAAAAACACCUACAAUUAUUCCACAUUGGUAUUGUUUUCCAGAAUACAGCCCAAAAUGUGUGGGAAUCAUGCCAAAGAAAGCAAAGUCUACAACAAAGACUGCAGCUUUACAAGUUCUUUCAAGAAAUCUAGUCAUAGUAAGAGGACAAAGAAGGUGAAGAACUUGAUCACCUGUAACCACCUAAAGCUUGAAGAGGGUCAAAAGAAACAUACUGCACUUUUUAAUAAGGUAAAAGCCUUUAAAGGACCAAAUUCUCUGUUUUAGUUUAAAUGACUGAAAUGACAUUGCUUUGCUCUUAGGUGUAAUGUGUUGGGGGAGUGGGCACCUCAACAGAAGUAGACUAAAAAGACGAAUUUGAUGUAAUAUGUUAAGUGGAAAGUGAUAUUGAGUGAUAGUGGGUGGCUGUGGUGGACGGAGUGGACACAGUUAAGUUGCUGUCCGUCUAUCAGAAAAAUAUAUUAUAUACUUUGCUUCGGAGUCUGUUAAAUAAAAAAAUAAUAAUAUUUUUAUAAGUUGUAAAGACAGGUUGAAUCCUUUAAUACUGCGAGUGUCGACGUAAAGAAAUUUCAUAGUAAAAACACCAAAGCUAUUGCGCAUGUGCAUGGGUGUAGCCGCGCCCUCUUCGAAAUUCAGUAACUCUGAUUGGUCAACUGUGCGGAAGCAGCUUGUGGCGCCGUAAACAACGUGAGGUUUGGCUCAACUGUCUUGCAGUCUCCUAAAAAAACAUUUGGUAUUCCACUAACAUUUAAGCAUAAGUUUAGAAAGUGCGUCUGUGUUGUACGUGCAACAUACGAAAGCCCCCUUAAUUAUUUCGAUGGUGUUGCACAGCUGCUAGUUUGGAUUCAUUUUAGACUAACUCGACGGGGAAAGUUCGUUUGCAGAAAUGCAGUGUGUCGUGACGGGAGGAAACGUGAAAGUGUUGGCCAAAGCUAUCCAUUCUCUGUCGCGCAUCGGUGAUGAGUUGUACGUGGAGCCCCAGGAAGACGGGCUGGCGCUGCGGUCUGUGAACUCUUCUCGGUCGGCAUAUGCUUGCUUCCUGUUCGCACCACUCUUCUUCAGCAGGUACUCGAUUCCCGACGGGAGAAACUUCCGCUGCAAGAUAGCAAUAAAGAGUGUACAGUCUGUAUUCAGAUCUUUGGCAACUCUGGAGAAAACGGUAGAAAAGUGUCACAUUGAGCUGAAUGAGCAGAAAGACCGCCUCACCUUCACCCUGCACUGCAAACAUGGCCUUUUAAAAACACACAACCUGUCUUACCAGGACAGUGAAAGUCUGCAGGCAGUGUUUGAUAAAGACACCUGCACCAAUGAGUUCAGAGCGCAGCCAAGGGUGCUGGUGGAUACAGUCGCCCACUUCCCUCCAUCUCUGGAAGAAGUGACUGUGACGGUGAGCGAUGAGCGGAUGUGGGUGAGAAACCAUGUGGAGGAUGAAACAGAGCGGUCCAAGGCCAUGCUGACAGAGCUGUGUCUGGCUUCUGAUGAGUUUGACCAUUUUGUUGUCAAGACUCCUAACAGUGUCACCUUUUGUUUGAAGGAGUUUCGGGGUUUGCUUGUGUUUGCAGAGUCCAGCAAUCUUCCUGUUUCCAUGUACUUUGAUGAACCAGGAAGUCCCGUGGUGCUUUCAGUGACAGACGGUGUCCUUGAGGGAAACUUUGUGCUGGCUACACUUUCAGACGACCCCAGCCUUCCUAAAAACAAAAGCAAAGGAGCUCACGCACCGCCGUCACCUCCUCCUGAUGACUUUAUGAACGAUGACAUGGACUCCUACCUAAUUGCCAUGGACACCAGUGUUGCAUCAGGACCCUCGACUGCUGGCCCAUCAGCAUCAACACUAACCGACCCCUGUACCUCAAAACUCCCUGAAGCCAAUCACAGGACAAGAACACACAGUGAGGAGGAGGAAGAGGAGAUGGAGGAUGGUUCUGACAGGCCACCCAACAAAAAGUUCCGAUCCCUUUUCUUUGGAUCCGUGUUUCCUCCAUCCCCCAAGAUUAGUACACAACCUGUGACGACUCAGGAGGUGUUGGCCAGCGACAGUGAGGAUGAAUCUUAAGCGGGGUGACAGACAAGGGAGUUGCAGGUAGACGUGACGGUAGAGGGGAUGUGAAAAGGCUACUGCAUCACGACCUGAGGACUUCUUCAAUAAAAAAAAAAAGUGGCAGUUUGGACUGUGCUGCUCCCCUUUAUCGCCCGCUGUGAGGCUUACAUGGACCCUGUUUGUUACUGAGAGGCCAGCAGCGUUCUUGUUGGAUUUGAUCUGGGAUCACAUAGAACUGAAAAAGAAGCACUUCUGUUUAUUUAUUUAUUUUUUUGGUUUUGCAAUAUGUCUGAUAUGUAAAGCAGAAGCAGGAUGUCAAAUCCCACCAAAUAAAUGUUUUUCAAGUAAA
Molecule: messenger RNA, 2827 nt
Organism: Oryzias latipes (Japanese medaka)
Lineage: Eukaryota; Metazoa; Chordata; Actinopteri; Beloniformes; Adrianichthyidae
Gene: rad9a
Product: RAD9 checkpoint clamp component A
Biological process (GO): mitotic intra-S DNA damage checkpoint signaling; DNA repair; DNA replication checkpoint signaling
Cellular component (GO): checkpoint clamp complex
Source: RefSeq, a predicted model, not a curated record